AGUGCGAAUGAGCGCCAAGUUACACCCCAGCCCAGAUACGAAGACAGGAAGCGUACAUUGUGAGCUGGUUGUCAGAGUUGGACCGUUUGGUAGUUAGUCUUUUUCUGACUAGGUUGCCAGCUGAAACGAAAUAUUAGGGCACCGUGGUUUGGAUUAACAUGGGUGACCUUGCUCCAGUUGUUAUUCUGCAAAUCUCGUUUGGGCCUUUGAUGCUGUAGACGUGCAUUUUAUCUUAGUGCACAUCGUGGGCGAUACCUGAAGUAGGAUUGGUGCUGACCCAAGUAGUAUUCGUUGCCUUCUGAGAGGGAAUUUGCAGACAUGCCUCCGAAGUUGACCCCAAAGGAAAGGGCUGCUGCUAAGAAAGCUGAAAGGGCUCAAUUUGAGGAAAUUGCAAGGAGGAUGGAGCAAGAGCGGCUGAUCAAAGAAGCACUGCAAAUUGUAAGGAAAGAACUGGAAGAAAAGCUUGCAUAUGAGGCUGACCAAAGAUGGCUUGAGGCAGAGAGGGAGCGACUUGCAGCUGAAGCUGAUAGCAUUAUACCGUAUUAUAAACGGCAAGAAGAAACUCGUGAGAAGAUUGAAGCAGCUGCUACAGCAAAGAAAGAGCAGUGGGAGCUCUUCAUGGAUACGUCUGGGUUACCGCAAGCUGCUAAGGAAGCUACUCUUAAUACGUAUUUGGAAAAUGGAUAUCAGAGUCUAGAUCUUGACUACAAUGAAGUAUUGAAGUCAUUAGUCAACAUUUAUAAGAUCUCUAAUGAAGCUGUGGAGCUGGCCUUACAAGAGGAUCAGAAAGGAAAUGUCAAUGAGGCUACCAAGUACAGAGGCUUUAUGCUGAAACUGGAAAAAAUGGGGAAAUUUCGAAUGGAUCAGACCACCAAUUAUCUUCUCCAAAAAUCAUAUGCUGUAUACAGAGAUACGGAGAAGAGUAUUGUGACUGAAAGAAUUGGAGACUGGAAGCUAGCCCUAUGGAUUAAUCAUGUUAAGAAUCCACGACACCGACUGCUUGAGCUCCCAGAACUUGAUAUCUAUAUCAAGCUUCCCAAGUCUUUUGCCCUGGCUAAUGCAGCCAUUCGGAUAUACCAUCAGACAGUGAACCCUCUUUACAAGUCCAAAAAUGCUUACAUGCCACUGGGCGGUGUGUUUGUCAUUGAUGUGCUGGGUAUUCCAGUGGAAUCCAAACUCGUCAAGCAGUGGACCUUGGAAAACUUGGCAACAUCAACACAGCUUCAGUAUCUGGGAUACCCAAUUCCAGCAGUUGGACAAUCAGCUCCUAGUCCACAACAGCUACUAAAUGUGCUUCCAUUUGAGAUUGACAUCAUUAUUCCAAAGUUCAUCAUACAUUGGGAGCCCAACCCAGAGAUUGGAUGGUGGGAUUCGGUAACCGAGACGUGGCAAACAGAGGGUGUGUCAGAAAUUGAAUAUACUCCAGAAAAUUUCAAACUUCUGUUUCAUACUACCAAGGCCAAACCACAUGCUAUUGUUCAGAGUCGGGUGAGAGAGUAUCCUUACAAGUCAUGGAAUAUCCGGCCCACCUCAGAAAAGACAGGAGUACUCACACUGAAGACAGCAAAAUCAAAUGUUAUCUUCAAUGUUGGUGAUGGAUGGUGUCAACUUCUGGAGCCUAAAAUGCCAAUGCUUAAACACAUUUUGAGUCUGCAGCUUCCUCCUAAAGUUUUACUUCAGCAACUGUCAAACUGUGGAUUGCAAUUGAUGCCAGAAGAUGAUGAUGCUCAAUAUUCUGCUGUCAAAAUAAAGGAUGCUGAGUUGGAGCUUCAAGUUUGCCGAGAUGCUGCACUAGCUAUCCCUGCAUUCACUCUUGCAAGCAGCCCCUUGAACAAAACAAAAGAUUCUAAAGCAAUUCUCUUGCGCAUUCAAGAGAUUCCUGAGCCUCUCUAUCCUCCAACACUUGAAAAGAGCAAGGUGGUUAAAACAAUAUACUACACACCGAAAGGAUCUACGCUGAUAGAUCACUCUGAUAAACUUCCUGGUUACAAGGAGGUAUUGGAGGCAGCGCUUGCGGAUAAAUAUGCAAAAUACCACUCUGCUUUGCUGGUUACUUUAAGAGGCAACUGUUUCGAAUCAUCACAAAACAAGAUGGACAAUGGAAACGUAGCAUUUACAGAGUGUGUGAGUGCUUUGAUGUAUGCACUCCGGUUGUUCACGUUUGGGCCAUGACAUGAUGUGAGCAAAACAACCCAGUUGCUAAUAUAAUAUAAAGAUUUCCAUUUAAAUUUAUUUAUUUCUAUU
Physcomitrium patens is the source of this 2244-nucleotide messenger RNA. RefSeq lists its product as uncharacterized. Gene Ontology annotation, molecular function: beta-tubulin binding; microtubule binding. The record is from RefSeq and is a predicted model, not a curated record. Lineage: Eukaryota; Viridiplantae; Streptophyta; Bryopsida; Funariales; Funariaceae. Gene Ontology annotation, cellular component: axoneme.